CGAAAAAUUCGUCCUGACGAGGAUCGGACGGAAAAAUAAAGGGAAAUUUUCGCGUUUUUCCGACGCAUCGGUUUGUCGCUCACAUGUGUACGUGACCAGCGUCUGUUCAAUAUAACCGUCAAUUCCCAAAAUCGCGAAUAAACAAUCUAUAGUGGUUCGUUGUACCGCGAAGUUUUUUGUUCAUCAAAUUGUUUGAACAAAUAUUGUGACAAUAGUAUCGAUGCAUUCGAUACUAGAGAUUAACGAAAUGUGCUCUGUACGUUUUGACGCUCACGACCUCAAGGCAUAACCUAUAACACUCCAUUGACAACACUCGAACAAUUGCAAAACGAUAAUUAAUUAACGGUUUAUGUGAAUCAAUUGUUGUGCACAAUGGCUCGUGCUAUGAUCUACAGGGGAUCCUCCAGUCUCCUCCAGGUUGAUCCACCAGCUGACGAGGUGGACCCUUUGGAGCUGCCGAUAAAAUUGGAGCCAAGCAGUCCAGAGCCCGAGACGCCGGCAGACCCAGAGGACAGAGUGCGCACACCUCCACCCUCGACGAGUCUCCCAUCACCCCGGAGAGAUGCCCCAUCACCCCAAGAGCCACCAGACUACGACUCAUCGGCAAGUUCACUCGUACAUUCCCAAAAUCCAACCAAAAAGCCACCUAAACGAAGUCACAAGUACGGACACUCCCAAAAACUAGCUCAAUUUCUCCUGAACAACAGGAGUGAACUCCAAAACAGUAGACUCCGUACUAGAUCCACUCACACCCCAUUAUUCUACGAAUGUCAAGUGUGUUAUGUACAGUACAACGAUCGAGGUGCUCUCACAAGACACAUGAAUCAAUUUAAAUUCGGUUCUAAAAAACGUAUAGUCUGUCACGUGUGUAGAAUAUCCCUAGCCACUCCCCAUCAGUUGCUCUCCCACAGGAAAUCGGCGCACCGUCACAUCGCCUGGCCGCAUUCACCUUAUAAAUGCCACCACUGUCCCCUCACCUACACCCAUAAAAUGCCCCUACAGAUGCACUUGUUCCAUUACCACGACAUGGAGAACAAUGAAAAAUUGAAGAAACGUCGUGGAGUGGAGCAAUCGGUAGUGAGUGAUAAUGAGAUACAACCAAGGAGAUCAGCACGUAAACGAAAGAGAGCCCGUUUGGUGCGCAAUCGCAGGGAUCUGUGUAUUCCCAAGGCCACCAAGCCAGGGCCUACAUCCUCAAAGACUGGAAGAUCCACCCAGAUCACCAAAGUAAUUCCCUCGACAAACUCAACGAAACCCUCCACGAGUGCGCCUUUCGUCCAAAUUCAUGCAGUCCCUCAGGAAGUUGAGGCACUCCUCAGUGACUACGAGACGAGUCCCAUGAAAAGACGAAGACUUGAUCCCCAGGAAGUGUCGAUGGACGUCGAGACAAGGUGCUUGAGGUCGGGGCGAACUGUCAAGAUACCUGUAGCUGAAUCCAGUGACAUUCAGGAGCCAGACCCAAAGACUGAACCAAAACAGAAGAGAGUUUCUACACCCGGAAGAAAAGCCUCUUUACCUCAGACUCCGAAGAACGGAACCCCGAUGGUUCUAGCCACUAGGAAAAUUACACUUCUGCAGAUGAAAUACAAUUGUCGGGAUUGUUAUGUACCCUUAAGUAGGAUUAACGUUCCCGAAGGUCUUGAAGUAAGUGAGACUGAGAUGAAUCAGUUGGAGGAUACAUCCAGUGAGAUGCCUCACGAUGUAUCGUCUAUUGAUCUCCAACUUAAGAAUCUCGAGAUCGCUCUGAAGAAGCUGGAGGCACCCGACGUACUCACUGACCGGCCACCAGGAAAAAUUGAGAGACUCGAGAUAUUCAGGUCCAGUAUCUGUCGCACCAGAUUCACCACAAAACAGAAGCUGAUUAAUCAUUACUUGUGCUUUCACACUAAUGCAAGUCAGGAUGAGUGCGGAGUAUGCCGGAUACGGUGUGGUAAUUACAGGAAAUUGAAGAAUCACUUGCUGCUCCACUGUGUCAAGAUUAUUCAGUCUAAACAGGAUCGUUCACCCAUUGAUCCUAGAGGGCCGUGUGAAAAAUACCGAAAAAAGUAUUUCUGCACAGGUUGUAAAAAACGAUUCUGGCUGGCAUCCUGUCUGGCACAGCAUCAGAGUCUCUGCAGACUCGCACCGUCGUAUGCACCCCAGGAGAAUCCACAGGACAUUCCCCAGAAAAACGUUCAUGACAAUACCCGGGAGACUGCGCAAGAUGAUACUCAAGAGAAUCUCCAAGAAACUCCUCAGGAAGCUCACCAGGAGAUCCCAGUGCCUGAGGUAAACGAGCCAAUAAUGACGAGGCGGACAUCUCCAAGAAAACAUGACAAAAGAGUGAAUUUAAUGCAGUCACCCACGAUUAUCCAGACUGCCAAGACUGUCAAGCCUGCUAAAACACCUAAGACUCCGAAGAGUGAUGCCCAGAAGACUCAUCGUCAGAAGAAUAGUUCAGUGAGAAUCGAGGCACGGAGUACCCAAGACUCUCGAAAACAAUCCCCAGGACAGGGACCAGUUCCGGAGAAACGUUGGUGGGACACCAGAGUGCCCUAUGGAGUUCCAGCCCAUCCCUGUUCCAUCUGCAAUAUUAAUUUCCAAGCAGCUGCAGGUCUCUCACGCCAUGUGAAGAUGUACAAUCAGCGGGACUUCAGCCGUUGCGAAAUCUGUGGUACUCUAUUCCCAUCGAGAAAUCUUCUCUACAGCCACAGAAAAACGGCGCACUGCCCUGAGGCGUCAGAUGCAAGAAUUCAGUGUCCAGUUUGCGAACAGGCAUUCGCCAAGAAGACAGGUCUUCGUGCCCACCUGUUGCACGUCCAUCACGAUCAAAUCAUCAGGAACAUCGAUGAAUUCAUUGAGCCAACAGUUGGUUACGAGAUGAAGUGCAAAAUUUGUAAACUCAUAUUUCAGAGUCGUAGGAGAUUCAUCGAGCACAGUAUGUACUAUUUCGACGAUGAGACGUAUAGCUGUCACAUAUGUGAUAAAAAAUUCUGGGGUAAAUUCAGGUGUCAUUUUCACUGGAAAAUCGAGCACUACUCUAAGGAGAUGCAGCAGGCCUAUACCCAUCACUGUCCAGUGUGCAGUGAGGGUUUCAUGUAUCAAUCUCACUUGCACUCUCACAUGUUUCACGUUCACGAUUUAGCCAGUGAUUCAGCUAUAAAUGGUGGACACUCAGUGAAUACCGAGGAUCCAUUUGUUUGUGCAACUUGUGAGCAGAGAUUUGCCAGUAUUGUUUUGCUUGAUCAGCACCAGAAUCUUCACUCGAAUGAUGGAAAAUACCAGUGUGACAAGUGCGGUAGAAAGUGCAGAUCAGUAUCGAUACUUGAAGAGCACCUGAGGGCGUCACACUCAAAUCGUGUACUGCCCCAGGGCAAGUGCCCUAUCUGCGGCGAAGGAAUAUCCUCGAAGACCUCAUGGAUAUCCCACAUAAAACACGCUCAUGACAAUCCAACGAAUCAGCCCUCAGAGUUCUGUCUGGAGAACGUCUGCACUCUUAAUGAAUUGAUAAGAGACUCGGGGGAGGACAUUAAUCUCAACAGAUCAGGUGAUCAGAGCUCUCCUGGUCCUGACGAGGACGUUGUCCUUUUGGAUGAGGACGACGUGGGCCUUCCAGAGGUUCAGACUGUCAAUAUUGAGUUUAAUUGCGCAAUAUGCGACGAGAGAUUCACAUCGAUGCUCGAAUUGAAGAGCCACAAGAUCACUCAUGGACCAGUUACGUACGGAUAUCAACCGGAAGAGAACUAUCAAGUGCCAAAAAUAUCUGUCAACGAGGUGGCACCCCAGCCACUGGAGACUGUUAAUCUUCCCAGUAUUCACCCGCAGGACAACAGUGGCUACAGUUAUCACACUGACAAAGACCCGUGCAACUUCUCCAUCGCGAAUAUCUACUCAGUUGGUCUCGACGAGUACGAGAAACUGGCGAACAAUCAACCCGAGGAGAACGAGACGAUUGAACCUGAGGAUAAUGCGAUCACCGAGAAUAUCCUCAAGUGCGAGGUCUGCCAGCUUGUAUUCACCUGCGCAAAAACCCUCCAGAAUCACCUGAUAAGAUACUCCAACACUGGUGAUUACAUCUGCGAGGUCUGCGGCAGGAGAUUCAAGUGGUCGAGGGUAUUUCGUUCGCACAUAAGAAAACACCACAAGAGAAGGAACAAUGCAACACCGAUGUACUACUGCGAGCAGUGCGACGAGGCGUUUGCAACGAAAAAUUCCAAACACAUGCACUUCGCUCAUAUUCAUAAUGAUCUGAAUGUCAGGUUGACUGACGACGAUAUGGCAGAUAUUGAUGGGAAAACUGGCAGGGAGAGUCCAGUGGAGAGGGACGAGAUCCAGGAGGGAAUCGAUACGAAGAGCGUUGAAGAGGUUGACUUGACUGAGGACGAGGAAGAGGCUAGUGAACCACCGACGGCGAAGAAUCUUGUUCCAAUGAAUUCAGUGGUACCUCUCAGUGCUGCUAUCAAGCCAACUGUUGCUCAGGCCAGGGUACAACCAACUGCUCAUCGUCCAAGUCAGGUUGCUGCAUCAAUUUGUCCAAUUAUCUGCAAUAUCUGUCACAUACAGUGCAGGGACGUUGAUUAUCUUGUUAAUCACUUCGAGACAGCUCACAGCAUUCGUCUCGCUCCCUAUAAACCUAGUGCCCAAAUUCCCUAUAAUUCCAGUAUUCAGGGUGAGUGUCAGAGCAAUCAGGAUAGUCUCAAGAAUCAUUUGGCUUGGCAGGUGAAUUCUAAAAAUGAUUCUGAUCCAUCAACUCUCUUUUAUUACUGCAAAACGUGCAGAAUUCAAUUUGCUAAUGAAUAUUCACUGCUCACUCAUCUGCGAAAUGCUCACGCUAAAACUGAAAGUUUACCAGGAAAACAUGAUAAUUGGAGUAAUGAUGGUGCCCAUAGUGGGGGGCACAGGGAAAAUAUAGUGGCUAAGGGUCAGCAGUCAACAGGCGGUGUUUCUAUUGAAACUUCUUUUAUUAGUAGUGAGAGGCAUCGAUCUGCUGGUGAUUCAGCUGGGGAUAAUGCCAUGGAUCUGACGAAAAAGAGGAACGAUGCUGUUGUCUUAUCGAAGAUUGAUUUAAAGGGGGCUGACAGGCCUUAUCGCAUUCUUGGGGGGAAGAAUCCACAGAAUAUUCAAUUCAUUAGUCUUCAGAGGAAGGACCUUGUUAGUUUGACGAGACAGAGAUUGCAGGAGAGCAAGAGUCCUCAGGGGAGUAGCAUUCGUUGAGUGCGAACAUUUUUUUUUUUUUCAAAUUUUUUUUCCCGUUCUACAACCAUUAUUAAUUGUACUCUUACUUUUUUUUUCUGUACUCGUAAUUAGAUAGGGUCAGGUGGGCUAGUACAAUUUUUAUUCUUUGGGAGGAUGUUUUUUUUAUCUGGGGAGAAGCGACCGCAGGGACACUUUUGACAGAUGGAUAUUUUUUAUCCAGUGUCUGGGGCUUACAGACCCGGUAAUUGAUUCGGAUAUUCUUCCGUAGGAUAAGGACUCGUUUGUAUGAUGCCUGUACUGGACUACGAUAUUUCGAUGUAUAAUGAUGUUCCAAUUACUGAUUUCUUUAUCAUUUUUAUUUUCGAUUUUUUUCAGUCGUUCAAAUUGUUAUAAAUCAUAA
Molecule: messenger RNA, 5575 nt
Organism: Fopius arisanus
Lineage: Eukaryota; Metazoa; Arthropoda; Insecta; Hymenoptera; Braconidae
Exons: 2
Coding region: 373-5193 (1606 amino acids)
Biological process (GO): regulation of transcription by RNA polymerase II
Molecular function (GO): RNA polymerase II cis-regulatory region sequence-specific DNA binding; DNA-binding transcription factor activity, RNA polymerase II-specific
Source: RefSeq, a predicted model, not a curated record